GAGAUCAGAGGAGGGCGUCGUUUCUUCAGCUGAAGGGUGCUUGUGCGCACAGAAGGUCGACUUUAGGAGCUGGUGCCACAAUUGGAAAGAUUUCGGUCAUUGUGACAUCAGUGGCAGAGAACACUUUACAGUCUUGCACCAUACAUAUCUUACAUCUUUGCAACUUCUGUUUUCUCAAAAUUUCCUUUCCCGUCUCUUGUUCGCUUUCAGUUUGCCCACGCAAGCACUACGCCUCAGUACUCUGAAAGCCAGCCCUAGGUCACAGCAUUGGCAUUCCUGACAUGCUGGCACUAUCUUUUCACAGCGUCCGUGUGAGCGCCCACAGCAUUGCUGCCCUUUGCUGCAAGCCCCUGCAUGCAACAGGACACCAAACACUUGUUGAUUUGCAGAGAUUUGCCCUGCCGAUCAGACAAAAGUUUCUACCUAACCAGCUCACCUAUCGUACAUUUCACAAGAGUGAGAUCAGGAUGGUCGAGGGACCAGGAGUUCAUAGAGUGGCGAUCGCACACAAGAAAGCACUGCUAGGGAAGAAAUUUGAAGCGUCCUCACCGAAUGGCCGAUUUGCGGAGGGGGCCGCUGCCAUCACGGGUCGGAAUCUUGCGCGCAUUGAAGCGCACGGGAAGAACCUGUUUUACUUCUUCACUGCUGACGGCCAGGAGCCUGUGGUGGUGCACAUUCACUUUGGAAUGUCGGGCAGGUUCUCAGCGCACAAGCUGCCAAGCCCUGAGCCCAGGGAGACCACCCGCCUCCAGCUGGUGAACCGCGAGGCUAAAAUUGGAGCGCACCUGAGCGCCAUGUUUUGCAACUACGGCCCCCCGGAGUUCUACGACCAGAAGCUGGCGCUGCUGGGGCCAGACCCCCUGAGAGACGACGCCGAUAAGGAGGUGGUGUGGAAGAAGAUGCAGGCCAGCAAGUCACCAAUUGGGACUUUCGUCAUGGAUCAGAGCAAGAUUGCAGGGAUUGGAAACAUCUACCGAGCAGAAAUCCUCUUUUUGGCGGGGAUCCACCCGGAGCAGCCUUCAAAGACUGUUUCCCGGGAUGCCUUUGAGCGGAUGUGGGAAGAGUCCGUCCGGCUUCUGCAUAUCGGCGUGCAGACCGGAAGAAUUGUCACCAUGGAUCCUGUCGAGCUGGGCAAGCCCGGAACCCCCAUGGCCGCUUUGAGGGGCGGCGACCGCCGGUAUGUGUACAACCACGCCAGCUGUCGCCGUUGCGGAAGCCAGAUCCGGAGUUGGGUGGUCGCCACAAGGACUCUGUACGCCUGCGAGACGUGCCAACCUCUGUUGCUCGAAGUCGAGACCGAGACCGUCACAAUAAAGGGGCAGACCGCCAAGCGCACGCGGAAAAAGACGACAGUGGUCGACGACGAAGAUGUACCGCUGAGCGAGCUGGGGGCCGGCGGAAAGAAGCGGAAAGCGAGAAGUGUGGCUGGGUCGGGGCAGCGGCCCCGCCGGGGCGACGGCACCGCGCAGGAGCACUUCGCCCUUCCGGACAAGGACAUCACCACCGGGGGCCUGCCGGACACGGAUGCUUAUGCGGGCGAGCUGCGGACGCUUCCAGUGAUAACCGAGGUGGAAACCCUCGAGGUCAAGGCGGAAGCUUUGGAAGAGCCGCGUGUUGCUACAGCGAAAGCGCCACGUGUCAGGGCGACGAAAGGGACACCUGUCACGCGGCGGAAGAAUGGGCGGAUGGGGGUGGGCGACGGGAGCUCGUCGUGCGAUCCAAAGGACCCGCCGGAAAAGAAGCUAGAGGAGAACGGAAAGCGCGCGUUGCCGCCAUUGAAACCGGUUCGGAGGAAAGGGGCAAAGAGUAGUCCGGAAACGCCAGCGGAGGGAUUGGCCGUGAGCGAAGUGGUGGAGACGGAGGUGCAGACUGCCGGGGCAAGGAAACGAAGCAGGGUGCAGUCGACGGGGCGGGUUUUAAGUGUUGGUUCCAAGGCCGGAGCAGAGAGCGUUGGUGUAAUCAGGAGAGAAGGCCUGCGCGCGAGGAAAAAGCUGGUCUUGUAGGAGCGAGAGCUCGGUCAUCUUGCAGACUGCGUGGGAUGCCUCUCCAUCAUGAAGACUUGCAUGAUGGCCGCAAGCAAGGUUUGUUUAAUGGAAGGCCUGAAGUAAUUGGUAUUACGUUGGACUGCUGCGAUUGCUAGAGCCCGAGUGCCUGCGCGUUCCCCCUGAAUUAAGUUCUCCUACCAUGGUCU
This is a messenger RNA of Klebsormidium nitens, 2191 nucleotides long. NCBI's taxonomy places the organism in Eukaryota, Viridiplantae, Streptophyta, Klebsormidiophyceae, Klebsormidiales, Klebsormidiaceae. The record is from the annotation of a GenBank genome assembly.